UGAGAUUUUCACUGCAUGCGGGUAGAGCAGUAAAGCAGCGCUCUCUGGCUCCUCUCAUCUCAUUCUCUAGAAGAUGGCGGACUGCGCUUCACUGUUAGAUGAGGAGCUCUCUUCAUUUGUCUUCAAUUACUUGACUGAAAACUCUGGAAGCCAGUAUGGGGAAGAGGAGGUCUGCUCAGACCGCCUGGAUGCUGACUUCCCUGACUUUGACCUCUCGCAGCUGGACGCCAGUGAUUUUGACUCAGUGAACUGCCUCAGUGAGCUGCAUUGGUGCAAUGAGCAAUCAGAUCACUCCCCUGCCUCCAUACAGUACAGCGCUGGAGACCCAGAGCUAUUCGAGGAAGAAAAUGCGGCCCUGCUCGCUGCCCUCACAGACAGCCUGGACGGCAUUGUUGAGGACGGAGUCGGGGGUCUGUCUGUGUUCCCUUCCCUGGGGGACGAACCUGAGGAGGGCGAAGAGGAGGAAGAUGACCUCCCUAUGGAGAGUGAGCCCCUCCCUGGCUCAAUGAGCCCAGAGACAGAAGACCCAUCUCUACUGAAAAAGCUCCUGUUGACACCCCCUAAUGUGCCUGUGGGCCUCGAGUCGCACAAAGACAGUGGCGUUCAUCGUCAUAGCAGUAGGAACCAGCAUGUCAAGCCUGUGAGGCCCGUGCUAAAGAAGGACAAAUCAAGCACACAGGAGCGUAAGCCGCGGCCAGUGAGGCCCAGCGGUCGUCUUUGCACUGAACUCCACCGUCACCUCACCACAGCACGGGACAAUGAGGACACACCGUCAGCCGACACUGAGGAAGAAGAAGAGGAAGAGGACAGCGAGUCAGAAGAAGAAGAGGAAGAAGAGUCAUCCAGCAGCGAGGGGGAAAGCGUGGUCUGCAUUGAGCCAGCAAAGCCUCAGUUCUCCUCUGAGAAAGAACUGCACUCUGUAGUCGAGCUCAUCAAAUACAUGCACACGUACUGCCUGCCUGUACGCAAACAGGCUAGCUGGGAUCGCAAAGAACGCGAGGCAUUAGCACGGAAAGCCAAACCUGAGCACUCACAGAUCCCUCGACCCCCUCCGACCUCUCAGAAACCUGCUUCUCAGACCAGGCCCAGGAUGCCGUUCUGUCGACGAAGGGAAAUCAAGGCUCAUUCACUGCUUAAGGAGCUUUUAGAGGCCGUCAGCUCGUUUGAUGUUAGUAAGCCUUAUAGGAUGCACAGCCCUCCUUAUAUUCACAGCAGAGGAGCUGCCAUUCGGCCCGCUGUUGACGUUUCUUCUUCUCCUCCACGGCAGCCCAAAGCUGAACCUAAAGACUCAGACUGUGAGAGUUGGCAAAAGGCUGCAAAGAGGCCUAAGAGCCCAGAGCCAGAGGAAGGGUCAUUUUCUGUCAGACGCUCACGACGACUGGCUUCUUUUCCUAGCCGGUUUGCUAAGAGGGUUCGUGUUAACUGUGGCCGGACGGAGCAAUGCAGCGAAGAGGAGAUUACGGUCAAACAUCCUCCCACUGACACUGAAAGCAGCCAGAAGAGCAGCUCCUACAAGCCUUCUGAGACCCAUAAUAACCCAUGCUGCAGUGACGAGAAACGCUCCUGCCUCUGUCUGCCGCUGGCAACCAAAUCCAACGGAGACACGCAGUACGCCAACAAGCCCUUUGAGCAGACUCUCUGUAUGGAACUGUGUGGCACAGCAGGCCUGACUCCCCCCACCACACCUCCCCAUAAACCAGUGGAAGAUGAGCUCUUCAAACCCGACGCAAAAGCGGAUCUCAGCACCAAAAGCUCAUGCCUGAUGCGGGCUAAUAUGCGCAAACUCCCUGAACAGACAGAACUGUAUGCCCAGCUGCGCCGCAUGGGUCAAACGGGGGAUAUAGACUCUAAGGGUGGGACGCAACGUGCUUAUGGGGACCAUGAUUACUGCCUGAUGGGGCUGGGAGAGAGUCGUAAGACAACAGCAGUGCUAAAUGGCUCUCAGUGCCAUGUGGAAGUGAAAGAGAAAGAUGAAGAGGAAGAAAUGGAGAUGGAUGUGGAGAAAGAAGAGAUGGAAGAAAAGGAGGAGGAGAGGGUAUUAACAGACUGCCAGCAAAGGACUGAGGUUAAUUCUCUGGUUGAGCUGCCCAGUCCAGAGGAGACCAGUGAACACUCACCUGUCCGAUCUCCAAGCCCAGAGCUGGACGCCCAGUCGCCAGUGUCCUGUUCACCUCCUUCCCCCAGCUGCAAACUCUCCUUCAGCGAUGAAAGCUCAGAGACGUGUCAUGGAGCAAAUGAAAAAAGGAGCAAGACAAAGUGUGGACAGGAAAAUGAUGGGAACAAGUGCCAAGUGAUCUACAUUCACAACCUUCCAAGCAGCGUGACUCAGACCAUGCUGCGCAAGCGCUUCGAGGCCUUCGGCCAUCCAGAGGAUUGUAAAGUGGUCAUCAAAAAAGAGGAGCGUUGUGGAGUGAUCACACUGAGGCACACUCAGAACGGCCAGACCUCACGGCACAGGUGGGAUUUGCUCGGUCCGAGUGGCGGAAACGGCAGUCGGCGGUUUGGCAGAAAGCGUUACAUAGAUCUGGAUGAGGCAGGUCCAGGUCCAGUGAAGAGCAAGUAUGAUGCACUGGACUUUGAUGCUCUGCUGAAAGAAGCUCAGAGGAGCCUGCAUCGCUGACUCGCCUUACCACGCCUCCAGUUUCACGCCCCGUCCGGGACUCGCCUCAGCACCUCAACCAAGGCACUUCUUCAUGUUUACAUUUUGAACAUUGGAAUAAAAAAAGAUAUAUAUAGACCUUGUCACUUCUAACUGAGGAUUGGAGGACAUUUGGGGGGCAGGAGGAUUACAAACGAACAGCUCUGAGACACCGGACACAAGUGCUGCUUUUCUUGUGUGUUUGAUGCCAUUCAUGACGUUGCGAGCGGCUCGGGCUUCGUAGCAAACCGCACUCUUUUCCAUUGGUUGUUGUGACGUGUGUGUUCUUUUUUUUAUUUGUACCCCUUUGUCACUCUUCAUAGACCCGCAAGGUGCUUUCACCAUUUUGUCGUACAGAUAUAUAAACAAUAACUGCUUUGUAUUAGCGAAACUUUGUGGAUGUUCAACUCUGUGUGUGCGUGUGUGUUGCGAUGAAAAGUGGGUUUAAAAGAAAAACAACAAACAAAAAAAUCCUACAAGGUAGAGUUUACAAAUCAAAAAGUCAAGAAAAAAAAGUAGUCUUUUUGUAAUUUUAGUGCUUCCUUAAUUUCAUCUAUGCACUCAAACGAGGUAGUGCUUCUUUGGUCUGGCUUCUGCCUUCCUCUGGUAUGUUGAAGGGGCUUUUGCUGCUGGGUUGUCAGACACAAACAAGUCCAACCCAGACUGUGCUACUUUGAAGUCGAUGUGUGUAAUAUUUUUCUCAUAUUCCAGCUUAAAUUGGGGCGACAACUGUUGAAAUUCUUUACUAAAACAUUGCUCUGUUCUAUUGAGCAGCCUGACUAAACCAGUUGUAAGAGUAUAGAGUGGGGCUUUUUUAGGCUGACCUAUCAGAAAAGAGUUUGUGGUGCAGAAAAGCACAUUUCACCUUUAACUCAUUUUUUGGAAGGAGCGAAAGCAACCCAAUCCAAUGUCAAAUAAUCAUCAAACUUCAAAACUGGUAGAAUAUGCCCAUCAGAUGUAAGUGUAGUCAUAUUAACAAUUGCUUGAUGAAAUUUCUUUCCACAAAUUGCUGUCAUUUUGCCUAAGGAAAAACUUAAAGCCCUGAUAUAUUUACUCCAAAAGUUCUUCUCUGUUAUUCAUUUAGGUGUAAAAAUGUCAUCCGAGCAAUGAUUUGCUGUUAGUAAACCUCCCCAAGUGACCCCCACACUGCUUAAAGCGACUUUAAUGUUAUUGGUGCUACAUUUUCCAUCCAUUAACAUAAUAAACACUAUCCAAAAUUCAUGCCAAAGGAGGCGGAGCCAUCAUAGCCAUGUAUUGCACAUAUUGAUCCAAUGCUAGUUGUCUUCAGGAAAGUUCACUUUAGCGAACUGCCUCAAACUCAUCAAAUCUACUUCAUUUUUACCUGAUUUUGUUCAAAUUAGUUUGUUUUUUAAUUUUGCCGUUUCUUUGCAUAGAUUUAAUUCCCCUUUUGGUGUCAUUGGCCCAGUCCAGUGGUAAUUUAUAGUUUACCAAUUGAAGCAAGGUUAGCAUUGCCAAGCUGCUUCAAACAAAAAAAAACUUUUUGUUAUUUAAUCAUCGACCAUUUUUCCCUCACAGAUUUUGUUGCCCCAAAGCACACCUUCAGUCCCAUCGCCCAGGACCAAUGAUAGCUUGUUACUUGUUAAAUUAAGUAAACUUGUUUAAUCAAGUCGUUAUAAAUAAUAUUCAAAAUAAGCUCAGAAAGACAGAAAGUCAGUUCACAACAAUUAAAUCUCACCAAAAUUCCCACUAGCGUGACCGCACUUUACUUCUCAGCCAAUUGGUUUAGACUUAAAAGCACAGUCAUGUGGUUGGACUCCUCCAGUAGCAUUGCCCUCGCACAGCUCUAGGUGGUCCCGCACUGAAGCACUCCUAUCGGCGGUUGAGAGAAGGGUGGCGGUAAACUAGGAGGAAGAUCUUUCCAGAGCUCAAUCUCAUUAGAGACGCAGUCGCGUUUCUACUUUGUUUACAUGUCACUCUCUCAUCCUCUUUCUCUCUCUCUAAGCUCAAACACUCUUUUUUUACUCUCUCCUUUCUGACGGGGGAUGAAGAUCUGCGGGUUUUUUCUAGCUCUUACCUUGUGGCUACUGCUCUAUUUGUCUUUUGUGUGUGUGUUUUUUGAAGUCUAAACAUGUACCAGUGUAUAACUGCGUGUCAUCUGUGUCUUUUACGGGGUCUAGGGAUGGGUCCGUCCCUUAUUAUUAUUGUUAUUAUACGCUGGGACCGUUGCUUUUAUUCUACAGGGUUUCCUUGUGGAUCUAGUGCAGUUGUGAGCGAGAGUGUGCGCAUGUAUGGUUUGGAGUAGGCCGCCGGGUCUCUCUUUACUCUCCCCUUUAUCCAGAAACACACACCCCUAACCUGAAUGUUUACAUGACUGAAUUCUCUUUCGACUUUUACUAGAGCGCACACUAAGUACAGAACGCCUUAUUCAGUGUUAAAGUACCCUAUCAGGACGUUUCCCUUUUACGGUACCGAGCUGUUACCUUGACACGGCCUCUGAACACUGACCAAUUUGCCCAUCUUGAGAAAACAAGCUGAAUGAGUGUUUGUGCUUAGUAUGUCUACUACUAAACAAGCAAGAGAUGUGCUGGUUUACAUGAUUAUAUAUAUAUAUAUAUAGAGAGAGAGACGUAUAUAAUGUGUAUAUAGCACUGUGUCUUGUGUAAUCAUGAGAUGUAUGGUUAUGUGCUGUACAGCGACGUGGUAACGUGUGGUUUUAAAGGGUGGAUCUGAUUGGUUUGUUGGUGAACCCCAUGAUGCAGCGUUAAGCAAUACAGGGAAAUCCAGAAGGGAACUUUUGUUGAAAUGGCUUCAUAAGUCAAACACAGUUAUAUAUAUAUAUAUAUGAAGUGUCUCUUUAGAAAUGGUUCUUUUUAAUGACUUUAAUGUGUUUUCGUUUUAUGCAAUUGAGAUGCAAUACCGCUUAAGAGAUCAGAGUGAGCCUUUCUCACUGGAGAGAUUGGUCGUUUUAGGGGAAAUUGGAUCCUGUACUGUACGGUGUUGUAGACAGCUCAGAUGGUUCGGGAAAAAAACGAAGGUUGACGGUUAAAAACCGCUGGCUUUCAUUAGGAAAAUACACAGACAGCCCAAUCUCACAAGGAGAGCCUUAAACCCUAGGGGAAAACAAAGCUAUCAAUCCUAUCUGAUCUCCUUUACAAUCCAAUGUGUUUUCUUUACUGAAGUGAGUAAACUUUUUUCAAUACAGCCAUAUUAUAAAAGGUAUAUACAUAUAUAUAUGAUUAUAUAUAUAUACAUAUAUAUUUGUGUGUUUGUGUAGAUAAAUAUAUAGAUGAUAUAAUUUGUUAUAGACCAUUUUAUUCAGUGUUUCAGAACACUUCAAUACAUUUCAGCACUGUCAAUCUAGAAUGUACAGAUCCAAAUUAAAAAUAAUAAUAAAAAAAUAAAAAAAAAAUAAAAAAAACUUCCAAAGGGAACCUUCUUCAAUGCAAUACAUUUUUCCAGCCCUCAUUUUAGCAAUCGCUAGACAAGUUGACCAAAAAGUACAUUUGAUGUUUGGAUACCGGAGAAGCGUGUGGUAUAACAUCAAAUCCAUUUCACGAAUGUCAUGAUUGUUUGGCUUGAUCCUGUGUGUGAGAGAGAGAUUGAGUAAAGGAGCGCAUGUGAUUUCUUCCUUUUUUAUUUUAGUUCAUACAAAAUGUCACUUCUAUUUCACUACAUAUACAGCCCUGAAGUUUGUUGUUAACACAGUACACGCUCUUUCAAGAUUGAAGAGAGUUUUCUGCUCGAAUCAGAUUCUGGGAAAGUUUAUAUCGUCUGUGCUAAACCUUGGAUCCUUUUUUUUUUAUCAAGAAGCGGAUCUAGCAUUUGUGUCAUUAUGGUGCCAGAGCAUCAGUUAAUGAAUCGCACAUCUAUGUCGCAUUGUUUUGCUGCUUUAAGACCUUGUCUUUUGUGGAAACAAAAUCUGAGUCAAAGGGCAUACAUUGUUUUCUUCAUUGACUUGUUUUUAUUGAUUUCGUUUUUUGACUAUUUACAUCUAAUGACUAUCAAAUUCGCUAUGAUUUUCCUUUUUUUAACGUAGUUUUUUUUGGUAAAUACUGAUAGUAAGAUUUUAUAUUUUUACAUAUAUUGGUUUUGAGUUGUUUUUUUUUUAUUUAUAUGCCACUUAGUUUGGAUGUCUUGAAAUGGUGUUGGUUUUAUUUUCAUUUCUUUUUCUCUGUAUCGUGUGAUUUUCAUACAUCAUGAGAAUGUGGAGACAAAUGCAUUUCAGUAUUUUUAAAUUGUUAAAAUCUAGUUUCCUAGAUCAAAUCUAUAUAGUGGAAAUUAUUUGAUGUCAUAAAUUAUAUUUUAAUUCAUGUAAAUAGUUUUAAAAAAAGAUGAUGGCUUCCUUUUAAACUGAACACAUUUCUCUUCUGAGAUUGUUUACAUUAUUAAACUGUAGAAACUGAUCCUCCUAUACUGUAAAAAAAAAAAACAACAACAAAAAAGUACAUAUAUUCAUUGUUUUGCCUCCAAAAAAAAAUAAAAUCCAUAAUGAACAAUA
Messenger RNA from Danio rerio (zebrafish), 7097 nucleotides. The record is from RefSeq and is a predicted model, not a curated record. NCBI's taxonomy places the organism in Eukaryota, Metazoa, Chordata, Actinopteri, Cypriniformes, Danionidae.